Molecule: messenger RNA, 3017 nt
Organism: Nematolebias whitei (Rio pearlfish)
Lineage: Eukaryota; Metazoa; Chordata; Actinopteri; Cyprinodontiformes; Rivulidae
Product: circadian locomoter output cycles protein kaput
Exons: 24
Coding region: 372-3017 (881 amino acids)
Biological process (GO): regulation of transcription by RNA polymerase II; circadian regulation of gene expression
Cellular component (GO): nucleus; CLOCK-BMAL transcription complex; cytoplasm
Molecular function (GO): E-box binding; protein dimerization activity; DNA-binding transcription factor activity, RNA polymerase II-specific
Source: RefSeq, a predicted model, not a curated record
CCGGCUAGUAUAUGGGUUGCUCGCUUAUGGUUGUAUAACAACACCUGUGGCAUUCAAAGGUCAGCUGUGGUGUGAAGUUUUGUCACUGCCUGUGAGGCUUAACGUCUAAAACGUAGCUUGGCCUGCAAGAGACAUUCCAGACAAGGGUUUGGUCAGCCACCAUGUUUUCCCCGUGGUUCGUCGGCCUUUCAUGAUCCCAAUGACCUCAACGUUGCUUUUGAGCAGAGAGUCGGCUCCAUCCCUGAUCUCUUUCUACAAGCUCUGAAAAAAAGAACAUUUUGUGCAAAAGCUGCAGUGGGGUGCUCUUCCAAAUGUCUACCUCACGCCUAAAGGACAAAUCACUGCAGCCACAGCCCUGAUCAGCCGCCGCCAUGACAUCAAGUAUAGGGGAUGAUUGUAGCCUCUUUGAUGGGUUGAUGGAAGAAGAUGAGAAGGACAAGGCGAAACGUGUGUCUCGUAAUAAGUCAGAGAAGAAAAGGAGAGACCAGUUCAAUGUCCUCAUCAAGGAGCUCGGCACCAUGUUGCCAGGCAACACCAGGAAGAUGGACAAGUCCACCAUCCUGCAGAAAAGCAUCGACUUCCUGUGUAAACACAAAGAAAUUGCAGCCCAGUCGGAGUCGAGUGAGAUCAGGCAGGACUGGAAGCCUCCAUUUCUUAGCAACGAGGAGUUCACCCAACUCAUGCUGGAGGCUUUGGAUGGGUUCUUUAUAGCAAUAAUGACUGACGGGAACAUCCUUUAUGUUUCGGAGAGUGUCACUUCAUUACUAGAACACCUACCGGCCGACUUGGUGGACCAGAACCUGUUGAACUUCCUGCCGGUUGGGGAACACUCUGAAGUGUACAAGGCUCUGUCCACACACCCCACUGACGCAGAGAGCCUUAGUACUGACUAUAUGAAGACUAAGAAUCAUUUGGAGUUCUGCUGUCAUAUGCUGCGCGGGGCCAUUGACCCUAAAGAACUACCCCCUGUCUAUGAGUACGUUAAGUUCAUUGGAAAUUUCAAGUCUCUCAAUAAUGUUCCCAACGUUGCGAGGAAUGGUUUGGCGGGGGUGUUGCAGCGGUCGCUGCAGCCUGCCUUCGAUGACCAGGUGUGCUUUGUGGCCACAGUUCGACUGGCCAAACCCCAGUUCAUCAAGGAAAUGUGUACAGUAGAGGAGCCAAAUGAAGAAUUUACCUCGAGGCACAGUCUAGAGUGGAAAUUUCUCUUCUUGGACCAUAGAGCUCCACCAAUAAUAGGCUACCUGCCUUUUGAGGUGCUGGGAACAUCAGGGUAUGACUAUUACCACGUGGAUGACCUGGAGACUCUGGCCAAAUGUCACGAACACUUGAUGCAGUACGGUAAAGGGAAGUCGUGUUACUACCGUUUCCUGACCAAAGGUCAACAGUGGAUCUGGUUGCAGACGCAUUACUACAUCACGUAUCAUCAGUGGAACUCUCGGCCCGAGUUCAUCGUCUGCACACACACAGUCGUCAGCUAUGCAGAAGUAAGAGCAGAGCAGCGCAGAGAGCUGGGCAUUGUCGAGUCUAAUCCAGAGCCACCCAAUGACAAGAGUCAGGACUCUGGCUCAGAGUCACAACUCAAUACAUCCAGCCUGAAAGAAGCUCUGGAAAGAUUUGACCGCAGCCGAACCCCCUCAACCUCUUCACGAAGUUCCCACAAGUCCUCAUCGCAUGUCUCUGACAACACUUGCACCUCAGCAACAGCUCCCAAACUACACAUGGAGAUGGCCACGCCCCCUCGGCAGUCACUGGCCUCCACCAUGGAGAUGACAUCACAGCGGCGCUCAUCUAUUAGCAGUCAGUCCAUGAGCUCUCAGACCACAGGACAGAGUUUAAAUCCUGGGAUGCUCAAUCAUCAGCAACAACAACAACAACAGCAACAACAACAACAGCAGCAACAACAACUGCAACAACUGCAACAGACACAGCAGCUUCAGACAAACGUUCAGCCGGUGAUGGAGUUCUCAGCACAGGUGAACGCUAUGCAGCACCUUAAAGAUCAGCUGGAGGAGAGGACCAGAAGGAUCCAGGCAAACAUCCAGCGACAGCAGGAGGAGCUGAGACACAUCCAGGAGCAGCUGCAGAGAGUCCAGGGACAGGGCCUACAGAUGUUGCAGCAGCAGCAGGGUGGAGCGAUGAACGUUCAGCUCCCUCAGGUGGGCUCGGUCCAGCAAGCGGCUGCUUUGACUGGUCAGCUGCAGCAAGCGGCCAUCAACCCCGUCCAUUCAGGAGCUCAGCAGCUCACCGUUCAGCAGCAGGCUGCCCCUCAACAGAGCCUACAGCAGCAGACCAACACACUCACACAGCCUCAGUGUCAGCAGCCAGCUCAGGCUCAAGCCCCAGGGUCUGUGUCUGCACCGCUCUACAACACCAUGAUGAUCUCCCAGCCUGGACAGCCUAAUGUGCUGCAGAUCAGCACCAGCCUGCCGCAGAACAACACGCAGCAAGGCACGGCUGUGGCCACCUUCACACAGGACCGACAAAUCCGAUUUCCUGCAGGGCAGCAGCUGGUGACCAAGCUUGUGACAACUCCGAUGCAUGCGUGCAUGCAGGGUGCCGUCAUGGUGCCCACUUCCAUGUUCAUGGGGCAGGUGGUCACUGCGUACAACCCCUUUGGAGGGCAGCAGCAGAGCGGGCAGACCCAGACUCUGACGCUGCAGCCGGCCCAACCAGCUCAAGGUCAGCCCGAUGGCUCGAACCAAACCGCUGUAGUUGCACAGAGCAGCCAGCAGGGGCAGCAGCAGCAACAGUUCUUACAGGGUACUCGUCUUCUCCAUAGUAACCAGUCUGCCCAGCUGAUUCUGCAGGCAGCUUUCCCUCUCCAGCAGCAGGGAACGUUCACCCAGGCCACACUUCCACAGCAGCAGCAGCCUCAACAGCAGCAGCAGCAGCGACAGCAGCAGCAGCAACAGUCUCACCAUCAGAGGCACCAGCAGCAGCUGAAGCCGCAGCCUCAGAAACCGCAGAAAGCCCCGUCGUCGCACAGGACUGACAGCGUUAACAACCAGCCGCAGUGA